GAUAGCGUGUGUGGAUUUAUAAUGUAUCUUAGGUUAAUUGUCUACUGGAAUAUGAUGCCCAGGACACACAAGUGACUGUCAUUCUAGACAAAGUGAUGCGAUCAUCUCUGCACAGUACAGAAGAACUGCAGAGCAGCAGCAUGGAGGCAAUUUGUAAAGUCAGCACUCAUCAAUCUACAGGCCUUGAGAAGACCAUCACUGUGUUCAGGGGCAACGCCAGCCUGGGUAUGACAGUGAGUGCUCUAAGAGAUGGCUCAGGUAUAUUCAUCCGUUCAGUGGUUAACGGAGGUGCUGUAAGUAAAGAUGGCAGACUGAAAGUGGGAGACGGAAUCCUAGCCCUCAAUGGAGAACCCACCACCAAUCUCACCAAUACACAGGCUAGAGCUAUGCUACGCAAACAUUCACUUAUUGCACCCGAACUCAGUGUGACAUAUGUACCUGCUGCAUUCCUUGACAUGCAUCGCGCCAUCCAAUCAAAACAAGACGUCAAGGCAAGCCGAGCUACUGUCAUCCAAUCGAAACAGGAGAUGAAACUGGACCAAGCCACUAUCAUCCAUUCAAAACAGGAAAUGAAAAUGGGCCGAGCCACUGCUGCCCAAUCCUUUCAGGAGCCUAAAACUCUUGACACAGCCUUUACAAAGUGGUAAGUAAAAAGUUAAAAGGAAAUACACUUACACACAAAAAUACACUUACCCAAGGUUCUAAAAUAGGACAACAAGCUUAAUAUUUUCAACUAAAUAUUUUUAAAUAUGUAUGCAUUUUUAAUUAUUAAUGAUGAAUGCAUUUUUAGGGGAUGUAUUCCCGAACAAACCAAAGUAGAAGGAGGAAGAGUGAUUGAAAAAUCCUGUAGAGAAAGAGAGAAGGAACAAGCAGAAAACACAACACGGCUAAAAUGCAGACAUGACAGAGAGAGAAAAGAUGAACAGGAAAGGGACGCAAGAGGUAGAAUAUUUUCACUGCAAGCAAAGGGAUGGAGAAAAGAAGAGACAGAGGACAAGAGGCAGAGAAGUGAUCAGGAUUCAUGGA
This is a messenger RNA of Pangasianodon hypophthalmus (striped catfish), 1026 nucleotides long. RefSeq names its product multiple PDZ domain protein-like. NCBI's taxonomy places the organism in Eukaryota, Metazoa, Chordata, Actinopteri, Siluriformes, Pangasiidae. Gene Ontology annotation, molecular function: protein binding. The record is from RefSeq and is a predicted model, not a curated record. The coding region runs from base 96 to 647 and encodes 183 amino acids. The transcript has 4 exons.